GCAUGGCCCCGGCUGCAGGACAACCCCGCUGGCGCCGCCGUCCUGCCGGGGCCGGAGUUGGGGGGAUGUCCUUGGCCUUCCCUGUGGGCCGGAGGCAAAUCCCCUGCCUGUCCUUCUUGCUUCCUGCCCCAGGCCCCGAACUGAGGACGGAGAGCCCGGAGGACAAAUCCCCCCGUGAGACCCUGGUGGGAGAGGCCGUUUUGAAGGGCUCCCCAGCGCAGGAAGGCAGUGGGGAGGAAAAGGGCCGGAGAUCCCCCCGCAGGAGGGGCUCCAAAGCCAUCCCAGGGUGCUCUGAGGAGGAAAGAGCCAGCCUGUGCCGGGAAGGCAGCUGGAGCUUGAGGGGGAGCUCUGACCUGGAGAUCCCUGAGCAGCCUCCCAGCAGGGAGAAGCCCUUCAGGUGCUUGGAAUGUGGGAAGAGCUUCAGGAUGAGCACCACCCUCCUUCGCCACCAGCACAUCCACACUGGGGAACGGCCCUACACGUGUGGGGAAUGUGGGAAUAGCUUCAGGCAGAGUUCCACCCUUUGCAAACACCAGCGCAUCCACACUGGGGAACGACCCUACUCAUGUGGGGAAUGUGGGAAGAGCUUCAGUGACAGCUCCAACCUGAUCCUGCACAAGCAUAUCCACACUGGAGAACGGCCCUAUUCGUGUGGGGAAUGUGGGAAGAGCUUCACUCAGAGCUCCAGCCUCCGCAAACACCAGCGCACACACACUGGGGAACGGCCCUACUCAUGUGGGGGAUGUGGGAAGAGCUUCAGUGACAACUCCAAGCUGAUCCUGCACAAGCAUAUCCACACUGGAGAACGGCCCUAUUCGUGUGGGGAAUGUGGGAAAAGCUUCACUCAGAGCUCCAGCCUCCGCAGACACCAGCGCAUCCACACUGGGGCACAGCCCUACUCAUGUGGGGGAUGUGGGAAGAGCUUCAGUGACAGCUCCGACCUGAUCCGGCACAAGCACAUCCACACUGGAGAACGGCCCUACAAGUGUGGGGAAUGUGGGAAGAGCUUCAAUCAGAGCUCCAACCUCCGCAGACACCAGCGCAUCCACACUGGGGAACGGCCCUAUGCAUGUGGGGAAUGUGGGAAGGGCUUCUGGCGCAACUCCAGCCUCCACAUCCACCAGCUCAUCCACACCGGGGAACGACCGUACAAGUGCUUGGAAUGUGGGAAGGGGUUUCAGACCAGCUCCACUCUCCUCGUGCACCAGCGGACGCACACGGAUGAGAGGCCCUUCCACUGCACUGACUGUGGGAAGGGCUUCAAGCAGAACUCCACCCUCGUCACCCACCGGCGCAUCCACACUGGGGAGAGGCCCUACAAGUGUGGGGAGUGUGGGAAGAGCUUCACUGACAGGUCUAACUUGACCCAACACAAACGUACCCACCAGUAAGGGAAGCCCUACCAGUGCCCUGACUGCAGGAAGAGCUUCGGCCGCUGCUUCCACCCCAAUGAACCCCCUGAUGGUGAGGCAACCCCUGGAGUCCAGUGACUGUCAGUGCAUCCCUUUCUACCACAAAGGGCCAGUCCCCUUUCACAGGGUCAGCUUCUUCCAAGAGAACCCUUCUUGGGGGGUGUGUGGAGAUUCCUGCCUUGGCUGGGGACCCCCCCCAAGGUCACUGCUGGAGGUUGAGAGCAGAGAUCUCCCCAUGAGCGUUGGUCUGGGGGAGUUCCAUCCAUCUCUAAUUAAGAAUUAUUGCUUUUGUGCCAGCUUGAGUAGAAUUGUUUCAACAUUUGCUUUAGUGUAGAGCACUGUCCUAUCUUAUCCUGUACUGCUGGUAGUUUUAGUGUUUGUAUUGUGCAGUAAAUAAUUGUGAUGAAGAUCUUUUGUCUGAUCAUUU
Molecule: messenger RNA, 1839 nt
Organism: Pseudopipra pipra
Lineage: Eukaryota; Metazoa; Chordata; Aves; Passeriformes; Pipridae
Product: zinc finger protein 436-like
Exons: 1
Coding region: 3-1391 (462 amino acids)
Biological process (GO): regulation of transcription by RNA polymerase II
Cellular component (GO): nucleus
Molecular function (GO): RNA polymerase II cis-regulatory region sequence-specific DNA binding; DNA-binding transcription factor activity, RNA polymerase II-specific
Source: RefSeq, a predicted model, not a curated record